Nicotiana tabacum (common tobacco) is the source of this 1750-nucleotide messenger RNA. RefSeq names its product putative glucose-6-phosphate 1-epimerase. Gene Ontology annotation, biological process: carbohydrate metabolic process. NCBI's taxonomy places the organism in Eukaryota, Viridiplantae, Streptophyta, Magnoliopsida, Solanales, Solanaceae. Gene Ontology annotation, molecular function: glucose-6-phosphate 1-epimerase activity; carbohydrate binding. Gene Ontology annotation, cellular component: cytoplasm. The record is from RefSeq and is a predicted model, not a curated record.
AAUCUUGACCGAUUUGUACAUCAACUUGUACCUCUUCGUAUCUUCACGUCCUUUCUUCUUCCUCUCUCUCUCUCUCUCUCUCUCUCUCUCCUGCACAGAAAUAAAAAAGAUUCAAUUUUUACUUCACCCCAUUAAUUGUUAAUGCAGUAUUAUACUUGAGCUAUUCCGAAGUUUCCAAGUUUUGCCUGUUAAGCCAGGUAAAUAUCACAUGCCUCACCGUGAAUUUAGCUAGGAUUUGAGUGCUUCUAUGCAGUUGCCAAAUGUCAAAUUUUGUUGGUUUCUUGAGGUAGCUUAAGAAGCUGAUGUUGCUUUUUGUUGUUGCAAAGUAGAAGUCAGAUUUGAGUAAAUGUACAUUGAAUGUGAGAGGUCGUGACAAGGUUCGGAGUAGGAAAGGCAGAUUACGGUUGAGGCCUUUUAUAUUUUUGGGAUCACUAGAUUACAAGCUUCCAGGAAGGAUUGUGUCUAAGAUAGCUGGAUAUAAAUCCAAUAUACUGGAGGAAUUUGUCGAUACAUUGCUGGCAGUAGUUUUAGGUUCAAACAGCAGAAAAUAAGGGUUUCAAGCCUUUUUUUAGAAAUAUUGUGAAACAAGGAGCAAAAGUGCAAUUUGAAAAUGGGGCAGUAUGCACCAAUCUGGGAUCAUACAGCAGCAAUUGAAGUAACAAAAGAUUGGAAUGGGAUUGAUCAGGUUUUGCUUCGUAACUCUCAGGGUGCCUCUUUACGGGUGAGCUUGCAAGGAGGACAAGUUACUUCUUGGCGGAAUGACAGAGGGGAAGAGCUCCUAUUCAACAGCAGUAAGAGCAUCUUCAAGUCUCCGAAAGCUACACGAGGAGGAAUCUCUGUUUGCUUUCCACAGUAUGGAAAUGGUGGUUCACUUGAGCAACUUGGAUUUGCAAGAAACAAAAUCUGGACCAUUGAGGAUGACCCUCCAUCUCUAUACUCAUAUGACCCGCAAGGAAAAUCUUUCAUUGACUUACUGCUGAAACCUUCAGAAGAUGAUCUGAAAUUCUGGCCUCAUGGUUUUGAGUUUCGCCUUCGGGUUUCGCUGGCAUCAGACGGAAGCUUGUCCUUGAUAUCUCGUGUUAGAAACAUCAAUGGCAAACAAUUCAGCUUCUCAUUUGCUUAUCAUACAUACUUCUCUGUUUCAGACAUAAGUGAAAUAAGGAUUGAAGGUUUAGAAACACUGGAUUAUCUAGACAAUCUGUGCCAGAAAGAACGCUUUACAGAACAAGGAGAUGCUAUAACUUUUGAAUCUGAGAUCGACAGAGUCUAUGUUAGUUCUCCAAAUCGUAUUGCUGUUCUUGAUCAUGAAAGGAAACGAACAUAUCUGAUAAGGAAGGAAGGAUUGCCAGAUACUGUUGUGUGGAAUCCAUGGGAUAAGAAAUCCAAAGCAAUGGCGGAUUUUGGUGACGAGGAGUACAAGCAGAUGCUUUGUGUUGACGGGGCAGCAAUAGAGAAACCCAUCACAUUGAAGCCAGGAGAGGAAUGGACUGGUCGUGUAGAGCUUGUGGUCGUGCCAUCGAGUUUUUGUGAUCUUUAAUCCUUAAAAGUCUGGGCAGAAGAUUUUAGUAAAGGCUCAGCAGCUUAAUGAGGAACUACAAAUUCUAUAGUAGGUUUAUUUACUUGUUAAUGAUGAUGUAAUGAUGUGUUGUUAUACUAGUCAUUGAACUGCUGUUAUGAACCGCCAAAGCCUAUUGUUUUUUUUGGAAUGGCUGCUUGGUGUUUUAUCUUCUGAAAGAGAAGUUUUCGCAGA